Messenger RNA from Vicia faba (fava bean), 624 nucleotides. Lineage: Eukaryota; Viridiplantae; Streptophyta; Magnoliopsida; Fabales; Fabaceae. The record is from the annotation of a GenBank genome assembly.
AUGCAUCAUCUUGAAGAACUACUCAUCUUCUUCCCAUUCCUCCUUGGUUUAACCCUAACACUCAACCACAUCACUAAACUAACCACAUGGAUCUUCAACACCUGUCUCCGGUCAGAGAAAAACCUCAUCAAAACCUACGGUUCAUGGGCUCUGAUCACCGGAGCAACCGACGGAAUCGGAAAAGCCUUAUCUUACCAACUAGCCUACUCUGGUCUCAACCUCAUCCUCGUAAGCAGAAACUCAAAGAAGCUCGAAACAGUUAGAACCGAAAUCCAAACAAAACACUCUCACGUUCAGAUCAAAACCAUUACGAUCGAUUUUUCCGGCGAAGUUUCUUCGGGUAUUAAGGAAAUAGAAGCUUUGGCUAGGGUUUUGGAUCUUGGAGUUGUGAUUAACAAUGUUGGAAUUACUUACCCUAAGGCUAUGUUCUUUCAUGAAGUGAAAGAGGAAAUGUGGAUGAAGGUUGUUAGGGUUAAUAUUGAGAGUACAACUAGAAUAACGAAAGCGGUUUUGGGUGGAAUGCUGGAGAGGAAAAAGGGUACAAUUGUAAAUAUUGGAUCUGGUGCUGCGGUGGUUGUGCCUUCUCAUCCUCUCUUUACCAUCUAUGCUGCAACUAAAGCGUAA